UCUGUUAACUAUUCUCCGCCAAUGCUGACUCCUUGUUUCUUAAGAUCAAGAUUCCUAAAUACAUUUUCUAAAAUAAAAUAUUUUGUAAAUAUGUCUUUUAAGUUUUUCCGAAUCAAAAGCCUUUUCGCAGUCUAUGUAUCCUACACAAAGCUUCAACUUGAAUAAAUUAAUUUUAUAGAAAUGUAAAAACAUUUUUUAACCAAGUCUGGUCUGUUUUUAAGGAUGUUAAAUACCGUACUCAAUAUAUUUUGCACCUUGGUAUAGGAGAUAGCCAUACAUCAAUUAAAUAAUAUGUAGUAACCAUGUAAGGUGAUUUAAUUGUUUUGUUUGUCGUUAGAUAAAAAAUAAUGUUUAGAUUAAAUCUGGACUUCGGCCUACCUAAUGUCCCACCUGAAGAUGUACACUACCACUCCACAAAAGAUCUGCAAAUAUAAGACCGGUAGAAACUGUGAUAGUAAAUGUUAGAUUUGUGCCACUAUCAAGGCAGAGUUAAAAUCCGAGAUGUUAGUCUCUGCCAAUUGGCUUGGUUUGUUGCAGUUGGUUUGAUCUAUAUCUGUAAAUUCCACGGACGUCUGAUUUUUUUUCCCCGAUGAAUUGUGCUUUUUCUCCCCGACAGGGUCCCUGGCAUUUUGAUAUUUUCUUUUAUAUUUUUAACAGAUAGUUCCCGCCCACUAAACGCAUCACCACGCGAUAUUUGCGUACCAUUCAAUAUGCGUGUUCUACGACGCGCGCAAGAGUUGUCGUCAUGGUGAAUGGGAAUACUGUCUGUACAGUACUGCAGCAGUCACUAGCUGUGUGUGUAAUCUGCGACCUGGUCAUCACCUAGGCCUACCUACAAGUGAGUACUACUGUACAAAGAUACAUAAUUAAUUGAUCGUAAUUAAGUUUAAAAACUCAUGACGCAGGGAGUAAAGAGAGUUUCUUUGACAUCGUGGACUUGCGUCGCAUUAUCCUGUUUCAUCGGGGUGAUAGCUUGCAGUAGUUUAGCACGGCAAAUAUUCAGUCAUAGUGACGACGACGUCGUUGAGGCUGCGUUUAACAUUUUGCAAACUUUACCAAGUGACUACAGUGAAUGCGGAUCAAACUUCACAUUGUAUCAAAUAACCGAUGGAUCUUCAUUCGUCAAAAUCACGAUUAACAACAACUGCGACCAGACGAAGUUCAAGAGUUGUGAGGUCUUAUACGGGAAUGAAGCCAAGAACUGGGCACAAGUCCUACAAAGGUAUAUCAUCGACGGCGGAGAUGCGAUAAACGAUACAGUUUCUUUUCCAGCCAACGGACGCGACUUCGAUGUCUUAUUGCAAGCCUGUCAGCAGAUCAUGCAGUUAGACGGUGUGAUAACGAAACUAGAUACCGACGUGAAGUUAAGCAGAAGGACCCGACAAUGUACAUACGAGCCGACAUGCGAUACCCAAACAAGGAAUCGUGAAGGUUUCACGUCAAAUGACAGGGUGUCUUCGCCACCAGUUUCAAGUGCAGAUGAAGCAGUACAUUCGAAUAAAAUAACGUACGAUCUGAUGUUAAAUGGUAUUUAUCCAGGAACAUUGUGGUGUGGUGUUGGAAACAUUGCCGAUGAUGUCUACACUCGAUUUGGUUUACAUCGCAAAGCUGACGAGUGUUGUCGAAAUCAUGAUCUUUGCAAGCCAACGAUUCGCAAAUUUCAGGGUCGUUAUCAACUUUUUAAUCCUACUCUACUGCGCAUGAGUCACUGCUCAUGUGAUCGAGAGUUUUACAACUGCUUGAAGCGGGCCAAAACCGAAGCAGCAACCGACAUUGGAGAUCUUUUCUUCAACAAACUGCGUUUGCAAUGCUUUGAGUUCGAUUUCAUGGAUACGUGCACGUGGUACUUAUUUGGAAUUUGCUUGCGUAGCGAGUUCACGUGUGCUGCUAAAGUUGGUAGGAUCACAGAUUUUUAAACAAAUUACCAUGGUGAUUGGUUAUCAAUUUUACUCGUUUGUAAACUUCGAACAAGAAUAAAUAAGUCAGUCUCGUAUGUCAUGUCUUACGUUUAUUCUGAAUAAUUUUUAUUUAAAAAUCGAGGUAAGAUAGUAAAACUUGAAAAUAAAAGAGAAAAUAAGCAUUUGCAUAAGCAUCAUUAUAAUGUUGUACUUCAAACUACAAUAUAAAAUAUACUUAUAAAUAUUGUUCACUUUUAUUAUGAUUAAUAAUCAUUAUGUACAAUAUAUAUGCAAUACAUAAUUGUGACGUUUAUAAUUUUAAAAUACAUAUUACAUUUUGUCAUUGAGAUAGUACUGUACUCCAAAGUUACAUUCAAAAUGUAAGAGCAUAAGUCGUUUUUCUAUUGAAAUAAAAAGACGAAAAAUCUGUUGUAUUAACAAGAGCUAGCAUAAGUCGUUUUUCUAUUGAAAUAAAAAGAGGAAAAAUCUGUUGUAUUAACAAGAGCUAGCAUAUAUUUUUCAGAAAUUGAAUGGAACCUGGGAUUGGAAAGUAAACAUACUGUCUAUUGAAAUAAAAAGGGGAAAGUUUGAUAUACAAAAUAAGAGCAUAGGCUAGUGAAAAGUUUGUUAAACUAACAAGAGCAUUAGUCGUUCAUUUUAGAGGUUGAAAGACAUUGGGAUUGGAAAGCAAACACUUUAAAAACUACUACUACUACUACUACUGUACUACUUGUUUACUCCCAACUUUAAAUACAUACCCACACUAAAAGAUCUAAACUCUAUAAAAGCAAAUGAAGGAAUUGAUUUUUCUGUAGGCCUAGCCUUUACGCCUAGCGUUUUAGAAAUUACGUUUUAAGAACGUUAUAAUAACGUUACAGUUUGGUGUAAGCACGUAUUUUGUAGAACCAAAAGUACAUACUUAUAACAAAAUUUCAUAACGUAUGAACGUUAUUUUGUGACAUACAUAACGGUCGCGAACGCUAUAAGAAUGUUUUGUGUUGCUGGGGAAUGGGGUCCCUUUUCUUACAAAGUCUAAACUGAGUUCAUUAUUUGUGACCCUCUAGUCCCGUGGAAUGUUGUUGUUUGAACUUCAUGAGUACAUUUAAUUCAGCGUUAAGGCUGCAAAUUUUAUGAAGUUUUCAACAAUAAAGUUCUUAAGUUCUUGGUAAAUUUAGGUAAUUUCACAUGGAAUUUGAAUUACAUAACUUCACCAGGAUUUGUUCGUCAUUACUCAUCUUUUUCUUUUUUAUUACACCAUAUUUAUAGAGGGUCACCCAGCUUCCAGCGUAUCCUAGAAGGUCGGCCCUCUUAAAUAAAUGAAAUAAUGAAAUAAUAUGAUGCUUUUUAUUAGCGAAGUCUCUUUAUUAGGCUUAGUUUAGAAAGUGGAGUUGAUUUUUAGUUGCAAGUCCUGGGAUUAGAAGGCAAGCAUCUUAACCACUAAGGCGAGACUUUUUUUAUUCCUUGUUUCGCGUACUUAUUUUUUUAAAGAUUAUCGGAGGAGGGCGGAAUAAAAAUAAAAAUAAAAUUUUGUUU
This is a messenger RNA of Anneissia japonica, 3431 nucleotides long. RefSeq lists its product as uncharacterized. The transcript has 3 exons. Lineage: Eukaryota; Metazoa; Echinodermata; Crinoidea; Comatulida; Comatulidae. The coding region runs from base 897 to 1916 and encodes 339 amino acids. Gene Ontology annotation, biological process: arachidonate secretion; phospholipid metabolic process. Gene Ontology annotation, molecular function: A2-type glycerophospholipase activity. The record is from RefSeq and is a predicted model, not a curated record.